UCGUCGAAAUGGAACAUUUUAACGCAAACCUAGUACGACAUUUUCCCCUAAUAUCAUUGGCAAUUAUUUUAAGUGCAUCAUGCAGUUCAAUAGAUGCUCUAGCUUCAAAUAAGUCGGAAAAUUUCCAAGAAUUUCAAUAUUGUUUAAAAAAAUCAACAAAUCCCAAUUUAAAAGAGUGCAUUGGUCGCAGUGCCAUCAACUUUUUGCAAAGAUUCGAAGAAAAAGAAAAUGUAACGCUGGCAAAGGAUUUCAUAGCCACCAAAGGAGAUAAUGUGGCGAGCAGAUCAUUGGUGAACUUUUUGGAUACCGAUCCAGUGGAUAUUAGAGGUAUUCUUGAAAAUGCCGGAGCAGUUUUCAGUCAACGUUCAUUGGAGUGGCAUAUGGAUUCCCUGUAUCCAGGACUGAUGUUUAAAAUUGGUCCCUCAGCAGAUGCGAAUAGUGUAGCACAGUUUAUGCUAGAUCCAACCAUAGAUGAAAGAAAUUUCAAUUACGAGGAGCCUUCAACAGCUCGCAUUUUAACCAAACAAUAUCUGUUGCCAUUUCUGCUCGGGCUGAAAUUUAAUUUGGUAGCACUGGUGCCCUUACUGUUUGCCAUCAUUUGUUUGCUGUUGAAAAAGUCGUUGUUUAUAGCAAAAUUGGUGGUGUAUGUUAGCAGCAUUUUAGGCAUUGGUGGAGUUGCGGGCUCUUUGGCUUCAGUGGGUAAUUGGGGCAGUCUCUUUGGUGUUCCACCGCUGCCGCCACCCAUACCACCACCACAUCAAGGGGCACAUUUUCCAGGUGCUGUGGGCUAUUUUCCGGGUAAGCAUACCGUCUUCUCGCAAUAUGACCAAGAUGAAUUGCAGCAUUCGGGACCCUACAAACGUCAAGAUCGUAAAGUUAUUUUCGAUAAGCCAAGAGAAGAUGAUAGCAAGAACAGUGUAAAAACUAGUUCCAGUGUCAGGCAAACAACAGCUUCGCCAGUAUUGACAACACCGGCAGUGGAUAAUUUCUAUAAUUAUGAGAAACAGAUGUUGAUGCAGGAUCGCAGUGAAAGAAUGAGGCAUAGUAAUGGCAAAUUGGGACCCUCGGCCUACGAUGAGGACUAUGAUGAAGUCGCUGGGGUGAUAAAUGUAUCGUCAAAUCAUCGUUUUAAGACUUCAAAUGACAACUCGGGUUGGAAAAUUAUAAGAGUUUAACUUAUUAUAGUUGUAGUGUAGGAUAUUUUAAUAUAAGUAUGCUUUAAGUUUUGAAUAAAAGUAAUGUAUGUUAAACUAA
Stomoxys calcitrans (stable fly) is the source of this 1254-nucleotide messenger RNA. RefSeq lists its product as uncharacterized. The record is from RefSeq and is a predicted model, not a curated record. Bases 9 to 1175 code for a protein of 388 amino acids. The transcript has 3 exons. NCBI's taxonomy places the organism in Eukaryota, Metazoa, Arthropoda, Insecta, Diptera, Muscidae.